Trichophyton benhamiae CBS 112371 is the source of this 1506-nucleotide messenger RNA. RefSeq names its product choline dehydrogenase, putative. The record is from RefSeq and is a predicted model, not a curated record. Lineage: Eukaryota; Fungi; Ascomycota; Eurotiomycetes; Onygenales; Arthrodermataceae. Bases 1 to 1506 code for a protein of 501 amino acids. Gene Ontology annotation, molecular function: flavin adenine dinucleotide binding; oxidoreductase activity, acting on CH-OH group of donors. The transcript has 4 exons.
AUGCCAGGUGUGGACGGCAGGGAAAUCAAGCUAAGCAGAGGACGAUUCCUCGGUGGCUGUAGUGGAUGUAACGGCACCUUGUGCAUCCGUGGAUGCAAACAGGACUACGAUGAUUGGGGUCUUGAGGGUUGGAGCGGAGAGGAAUUCUUCAAGUGCAUGUCAAAGGCCGAAACAUACCAUCCGAAGCCGUGGCUGGAAAGCGCGGAAGGUGUUCAUGGAACAUCAGGCCCCAUUCAUACGGAACCCCACGAUCUUGCCCCGAUUUCGAAGCGGAUUUUGGAUUCGUUCAUUUCCAAAGGCAUUCCAUACAAGGGAGACUUAUUCUCGACCGGCGAAGCGUCCCAUGGCUGCGGCCAUGUUGUAAGGACUGUACACAAGGGGCUUCGAUCAACUGCUGCUGACUACCUUACCAAAGGCAAUCGCAAGAAUAACGUAACUAUCCUGUGCAAUACCUCUGUUGAUAAGGUUAUUAUUGAGCCCCGUGAAGGCAGCUUGAAGGCUACAGGGGUUGCAACCAUCUCAACCACCGACAAGACGCAUCGAACUUUCCAAGCGACACGGGAGGUUAUCAUUAGUGGCGGUGCCUAUUGCAGCCCAGCUAUUCUUUUGCGAUCUGGAAUUGGGCCAAAAGAGGAACUCGAUAAACAUGGUGUCCCUUGCAAAAUCAACCUCCCUGGUGUUGGCAAGAAUCUAAUGGACCAUCUCAUUGUAGCUAUCUUUUAUGAGACUGAGGAAGGUCUCACAAACGACCAUCUCGUCUAUCACGAAGGCGCCUUCGAAAAGUCCUACUCCGAGUGGAAAGAACGCAAGUCGGGUUUCUUGUCUUCGUUCCCUUUUGGAGCCUUUGCCUUUGCCCGUGUUGAUGAUCUCCUAGCAGAUGUGCCGGCCUGGAAAAAUGCGCCGCGUGAGGAAGGGAGAGACCCAAUGGGACUCGCCCCAUGCCAGCCAAAUAUUGAGCUAUUCAACACCGAAUGCUAUGGUGGACCGAAACACUACAACAUUUUCCCAACAAACAGCCAUACCUUCUCCUUCAUUGCCGAACUCUUUGGCCCUAGAUCUCGUGGCUCUGUAACUCUUAAAUCAACAGACCCUCUUGAUCCACCCGCAGUAGACUGCAACUACCUUGAUGACCCGCUUGAUAUGCUUGUUAUUACUGAGGCCUGCAGGUUGGGGAAUGAGAUUCUCACUGAAGGACUUGGAACGAAGGAUAUUAUCAAGGGUUCUUGGCCUCCAGAACUCAAGCACCACACCUUCAAGACCAGAGAUGAAUGGAUACCUUAUGUCAAGGAGCAUGGAACAACUUGCUAUCACCCUGGCGGAACUUGUGCCAUGGGUAAAUCAGAUAAUCCAAAUGCGGUCCUUGACGAGAAAUUGCGUGUACGAGGCGUUGCUGGCUUGAGAGUUGCAGACUGUAGUGUCAUGCCCACGUUGCACGGAGGACACAACCAGAUGCCAGCCUACGGAAUUGGCGAAAAAUGUGCAGAGAUAAUUAAAAAGGCCAACUAG